UUGGAAGACUUGUGUGAAUUAAAGAAGUAAUUGUAGAAAAUAGUUUAUUUACGGAGUUAUUUUUUGUGCAAAGGCCACUAGAAUUGCAAUGUGUCAAGUUUGGGGUGUACUUUAUUCGGAAAUGAAAUUUUAAACGUGCGUUUUGGUUCAAGACAAGAUUUAUUGGAUUUCGUGCACCAGGUGUUCAGCGGAUUGUCAAAGAAGUGGUUGGAUGUGAAUUGUUACCCUGCCUGGAAGGCUGCAAAUUGCUGUGUGUAUAGACAAUCCGGCAAAAACAUUGCACAGAUGUAUUUGACCUCGUGAGCAAAACACAAGUUGACCAUGGGAAACCACAACUCCCAUACCCCAGCGGUCCCAGCGAGCCAGGAUGUGAUUCGCCGACCUCCAUCCCGCCCAGGGGCACCGCCCAGCUCCAGACCGGUCAGCGAACUUGGUCCACGAGGCCCAAGCUAUCACAACCCUGAAAAUCUCGUGCUUCCAAAGGAAUUGCCGUCAAUGUUGAAGCUUCGACCAGUGUCAAUGGAAAUGAGCAAGAAUAAUCCAAACUAUGAAAAUAUAUACUCGACUAAAAGUGAUGGCACAAAUGUGGAUGAUGCUAAUGAGACUAACAAUAAUGUGAAAAAUGACAGUGAAAUUAAUUCAGAGGCUGUUAAUCAGCCAGUUCAGAAUGGACACAUACCCGGACAGACGGAUGUUCAAUCUGUUUCUUCACUGCCAAAUGGACAUAUGCAACACCCACCACCUCCUCCUCAGCCCAAAAUCACUACCGCAAAAACCCCAUAUCGACCCAGCCACAGGCGACAAAUGUCCCUUGGCCAGGAACACACCAUUGUUGAAGAACCUGAGGAGAAUAUUGACUCGCGGGUGAAACUAGACCCUCUGAUGCAGUCGUUUCCUGGCGCAACAGGGCCUUCUUUACCUGUUAAGAACAAUUUUAAUUUGGACUAUUCCUAUCAGUGUACUUAUGUUCAGCUUGCAGAACAUAGGCGAAAUAAGACUAUGGAAGACCUUGAAAAGAGAACCGGUAAAAAACUGAGUGAUUUAAGUGCUGACUUAAGUGAACAUGUUGAGAAACCAUCAUUCCAAAGGGAUGCACCAAGCAGGGUUUCAUCUCGAAGUUCAGGCUCAGGGGUCAGUAAGAAAAAGAAAGCCCCAGCCCCGCCUGGUCAAGCUCCUCCCCUAGCCCCAGGGAGCAGCCAUACUCUCCCCCUCCCUGGAAAAUCGGCUCCUUCUACACCAAGAAAGGAGGCAUACUCAUUGGACAAUGAGCCUCCUAUAGACUAUGACAUGGAGUCACCAAGAAGGCCCCCACUCCCAGCUCAGCAGUUUCAACUCCCUAGAUAUACCGCAGCUCAACUCACAAGGGCUGGCUCAAGUGCUUCUAGGGCUCCCCCAGUCCCUCCACCACCACCAACUGGCCUGGGGGCCAGAAAACCUGUCACUUCUGUUUCAAGAAGUGCAAGCUUUAAGGAGACACCUCAUCUUAUAUUUAAGAAAACUCCCGAUAUCAAACCUGUACCAAAGUCUGCUGAUGCUAACUUAGGAGGUCAAGUACCAUGGCUUCUUGAGAUAAAGAAUCUGUCGGAAGCUAAAGCUGCGAGGAGGCAGCAGUCACAAGAAUCUGAAUUGGAAGCACCAGGGAGUCAAAAUGAUGGUGAUGAACAAGCAACUGAUGGAAACAGAGAAGUUGAAAAGAAGGAACCUAAUGCGACUCUUGUAUUUCAGAGUUCUAAUGAAAAUAUUGCAGUUGAAAAGAAAACAGAGAAAGAGACAAUAAACAAAACACUUGAGCGAAGUAAUUCUCUGAGAGAAUUGGUGAAACCACCAUCACCAAAGCUGCAGCGUCAUUCUUCCACAACGACUUUUGACAGGUUAUCACAGCCAUCAGUUCAGCGACAGGUUUCUAAACCAUCGACAACCAGCCAUGGUGACCCGGUUCGAAGGCUAAGCUCUCUGUUACAACAUGAUAUAAAAGCUACAGCAAGUGCUAAAUGUCUGAAACUUGUAAAACAGACAACACCUGUACCACCGAAACCUAAAGAUCCCCAUACAGUGUUUCGAGAACAGCUGCAAAAAGCAUGUGCAGCUAGGGAUGAAAGAGCUAGCGUGGAAGGCACAAUAGAUGAGAAACUUAAGAAAAGUAGUAACGAUGCUAGUUUUGAGCUGGGUGAGGUAGUAGGUGAAGAAAAUGUUACACCAAGAAAAGACACUGCCAAAACUGAGCCACCAGAUGUUCUUCCUAAACCACCAAGGUACCACAAGAAUGUCACCUUGAACAGAAACUCGAAUAUGUACAGUAAGACUCAAAGAGCAGCUAGUUUUACUGAUCCUUCACCAAACAGACCUGGUUCAAGUAGGCAACAAGUUUCGAUGUCUCUGGAUUGGACACCAGAAGUUGAUCUUGAAUCAGAUGAUAAUCUGUCAGAUAGGGAAACAGUUACUGGACGAAAAGGAUCGUCAGACGGGUUUAAGUCCUCUAUUGUUCCAAAUAAUAUGAGUGAGAUGAAAGCAAAGAAGAAGGGCAAGAAAGAGAAAAGGGCGAAUGGGUAUGUUCAGAAUGAGGACAGCAAAGCAAACAAAUUCGGAAGUGUUAAGAAAUUUAAGAAAUCCAUGCACAGGAGUGUAAAAAAUGCUUUCGGAUCUAUAAGCAAGGCAUCUGGUAAAAUUCUAAGGAAACAGAAAGCAGAAGAUUUAGAGACUGUUGAUGAUGCUCCAAGGAAUUGGAGUCUAACCUCUGCAGCAGCAAAUGGAAAAGCUGGUAAUAGAGUUGGCAAAUAUCAGAGGCCAGCUGCAUAUGAUUAUGAUGACGAGGGCACUGAUUCUGACAGUGAGCAGUAUAAUCCUGAACAAGAGUUCUCUGAAAUAAUGGUACAGCAAAAUGGGCAUGUUGAGUCUGACGAAAGUAGUGAACAUGAAAAUAGAUCUCCUGAACUUAGAAGAUCAGGCAGAACAUACAAGGCUGGGAAAUCACAGAGGAUGGAUAUGUCUGACGAAGAGGAAGAAGAAAUAAGAAGUCCUAGGUAUGAAAAGGCUAUGGGGAAAGAUAAGAGAUCCAAAUAUGUGUAUGAACCAACGUUCAGAAAGAGGGAACAGGAGGCUGAAUAUGCGAGAGAGCUUGAAGAGAUUCGAGCUCGAGAGAGAAAGGUGGAGGAGGAUAAGAGGAAACAGCUAGAAAUAGAGCUGGAGAUGCAUAAGAUCCGGGAGGCAGAAACAAGAGAGAGGUUGAAGAGAUUGGAGGAGGCUCAGAUACAUCAACAGGUGACUGCACAAUUACUACAGCAGCAACAGCAACAGCAGCAGCAGCAGACUCAGCUACACCAGCAACACCAGAGUCUUGGCAUGCUCAGCGCUCCGGCUUUACCUGCGGUGGGCACAUUUCCCAGCUACGGUUCUCUGCCAGAUCCCAACCAGAAUCCAAACUUUACUAAUAUUUUCGGGCAGCAGAUUCCUCAGAACGGGUUCCAGUCAAAUUUCGGACUGUAUUCACAGUCAAAUCCUUAUAUGAAUGGUUCUGUACCAUCAAAUAUGUCAUAUGACUUGAACGAUUACAUGAGAAUGCUUGGACAAAAUCCACCUACAUCACAACAAAUGGCAUUCUUCCUCAAUAACAUGACUUUGACAGGUCAGCCUUUUGAUAGGAAGUCAAAUCCGCUGCUGAUGGAUAUGCCAAAACAGCAGUACCCCACUAGCACGUUAACUUACCAAGGACUUGAUACAAAUAGUUUGAAAAAACAAAACUUUCAAACAUGGGUGAGCAGCCCAAACACUUCCACUGCUCAUCAAACUAGCACUGGUGUUGAUGUGCCUAUAAAUGACUUUGUUGCAAGUUACAAUGGUGCCAAUGGUGAUGGUCGUGGUAUUAGUGCAAAAAUGGACACUGAAGUCGAACCAAAAUUAAAGUCAAAUAAUCCUUUAUAUAACAGUGAUGACUCAGACUCUGGAUUAACUCCAGAAAAGACUGUAGCUCGUGUGCAAGUGAAAGACUAUAGACAAAUACCAGUGCGCACUGAAUCCGGGAAAUUUAUGCGCAAAUAUGCAAGUGACAAUUUACAGUCAAAUAAGACAUCUAAUUCCCAAAACCAGGAUCAUUUUUCCCAAUCUUCGCAAAACAUUUCGCAGCCGGGUGAUUUCCAGCGUCAACAAAGCGUUUCACCAAGCAACAGUGUGUCGACUGUGGACAGUGCCAUUACCUCACCCUCUCAGACACUAAGCACCUCAUCAUCACCUGCACAGUCAAUCGGCAUCCCUGCUUCCCCCAUGCUUACCCCGAGGUCGGAAAACAUCACCCCGAGCUUCCGAACCGUUGUGGAUCUCACAUCUGGAACGCCAAACGGCACUACGCAAAUUCUGCUGUCAAAUGGGGGAGCAGUGAAACUUUGAAAAGUGACGCAGAUCGCCGCAUAGUUACCCACAAGUACCUGCUAGUCAUGUGACCCUAACACGUGCACAUUCAGACCUACUUGGUCGUAGAUAUUUCGGCAUAAGACUUUGGAAUUCGAUAUAAUUUAUGUAUCAAAGUCAAAAUUGAUUUGUGCCAAUAUUGUUCCUGUUAGAUUUUUCCUUGAUCUGUUAGAAAUAUAUGAAGGUCUAUGUUAUGUUUUGACAUUUCUUUUUAACAUGGCUUUGAUUUUCGAUUUCCCAUUGAUCUUAUUGUAUAAGUUUAAGUGCUGAAAUACCGACAAGUGGUCAAAUUAUUAUCUGUAGUACAAAUUGAGUUUUUGUCAAAAAUUUGUGCCAAAAUAGUUGGAAAUUAAUCAUUUAAGCUCAAAAUAAGAUGACAGAAUGCUAUUGAUGACUCCAACUUCAAACAGAUUUAUUUGUUUAGUUAAAGCCAGGUCAAAAAUUCAAUAGAAAAGCUACCCUUUAUGACGGCAAAUAUUUAAACUUGUCCAUUUUUGGCAACCUGACCACUUCACACCUAGUAUAUUGAAUCUUACCUUGAUAGUACACACAAAUGCUAUUGUUUGAUAGAUUACCGUAAACUUCUGGUGUUUUGGUUAAAAGGUGAGGACAGGCGUGGCAAGCGCUCGGUGACAUGGCUGCCAAUUUUUUUUUUACGAUCUGGCACUCAAUCAACGAAUGACGAUCACUUUGUAACUGCCCAGACAGACAUCAGAUAAAUUUGUUCAAAGUAAACAAUGUUUUAAGAUCGUAUACUUAAGAUUACGUAGCAUCCAACUAUAGAAGAUUUUAUAAUUGUAUGGAUUUUUUUUUAAUAAUUACGUAUUCUUUAUAGACUGACCCGGCCAGAUCUUGUAUAUUAUUCUGUUAGACUAAAUAAUACUAUGAUUAAAGAUAAGAUUUAGAUAAGCUUGCAUCUGUAUAACCAUUAUGGGAUAUAUAAGGCAUAACUAAACAAUUCUUUGUUUUUGGUUUCUUGACAAUUAUUCGAAUUCUUUCUGACCAUAUAAUUGUCUCCCUUUGUGUACAUCAAUUUAAUAGUUUGGAAAGAUGUGUAAAUGUUUUUGUUUUUUUAUAAGGAGCUCUAAGUUAACAUAUGCAGACCAAAUGGCGCCUGUCAGUGUAACCAUGAUAUUCAAACCUAAUUUUACUUUAAGAAAAUAAAUCCUGACCGACCUUUCAUAUUUUUUGGGGUUAGUGAAUUUAGAAACAUUUUUUUUCUGCUUAUAAUCAAUGCUUUAAGAUAGAAAUAUAGAGAAUUAUCACUCAUUAUAAUUGUACUAAAUUGAAAGGUAACUGCUUUAGGUAACAUCUAUUUACUUUAAGCUUUUGUCAAAAUAGACACAACCCAAAUUUUUUCAGUGUUUAAAGAACUUCAAAAUUAUAAAAAUGUUUAAAAUACAUAAAACUUUUGUACGUUUAAAGAAUAUCAACAUUAUGAAAAUGUUAACAAUACAGUUUAGAAAAAAAAACGUUACAAUACAAUUAUUACAAUGCCGAUUGUAGUGUGAAUUGUAAAACGAAAAAGAUUAAGACGGAUAAGAUUCCUUUGUUAAAACAAAAAAACAAAAACACAUAAAAUUAAUGAAGUGUUAUAAAUGGUUUUGUUAAAGGAACUAUUGUUUUAGCUACCUUAUAAAUAUAGGCUUUAUAAUGAGUGAUACAUUUAAAGUCCCAAAAUGAAGUUAAAGGCUAUUCAAUGAUUUAAAAAAAAAAGAAGAUUUCUAAUGCCUAAUGAGAUUUUUUUUUGUUAUAAAAAACAUAUCUUGUAAUUGAGUAACAUUGAAUUAAUUAACUUAAUGUCUCAAGUUCCUUAAUUGUUUAACUUGUUUUAGAAAACAAAUGAAGUAUUGUGAUAUCUUUGAUGUCGUCGUUGGUGGUGGUGUUGUCAUACAAAAGCUUGUACCUUGGCCAUAAUUAAAAAUACAGUUGAAACUUGGUACAUAUGUUACACAUGUAUAGAAGGGCCCAUUACUCAGACUUUAGGCCAAAAAAAAUAAUUGUUUGUUUAGGGUAACCUUCCCAAAAUUUCUAUGUAGGGUAGGUAGGGAUUUUUAAAAAAAAUAAUUUAAAAUCUGUCAUAAGUUCAGAGUGUUUUCUUGCACAUGGCAGUCUUUCCUACAUUACUGUCAUUGCCUGACUUUGUUUUAUCAUAUAAACAAUAAUUCUGAUUAAAAUCUGCAUUUAUCCGCUCUUCAUAACUCUCUAUUCGCCAACGAAUAUUUUUUUGCUCAGAAACGGAAAAAAAAUAGUUAGGGUUGGCCCAUUUUUAUAGGUAGGGUCGGGUUACCCGAAACGCACAUAAUUUUUUUUUAGGCCUUACUCAGACUUUAUUUAUUGUCAACUUUAUUGAAUAUAAAAUGCCUUUUUUCAUUCAGAAAUUGCAUAAACUUAAAUUAACCUUGACCAUAUAUUAUAACUCGUUACUGUUCAAAAUAUUUCAAUGAAACUUGGUACACAUAUUGACGGAGGCAAUAUACACCUGCAUAUCAAGGCCCAUAACUCUGCCUUUCGUUUUUGUCCAGUUAUGCCCCUUUCUUGACCAAUAAUAACAGACGAGCAUUUGGCGUUCCCUCCGCGGUGCUCUUGUAGUUGUUAAUGGUCCAUUAAAUUCAUGUAAACUAACUUAACUACCAAAAAUCAUUGCAAAUGAUAGUAGUAAACAUAGUAAUUGUUUGUUACAUCAUAAGAGGACUUGAAUAUCAAUAUUCAUACAUUUUACUUGAUUUAAGCAUUAGUUAAACUUGAUUUAUUUUACAACGAUUGUGAUGAAAGUCACAUUAACUUAUGCUAAGUCACUUUUGUUGGCACGAUUUCGCAUGAGCAUCAAGCGUUCAAGUUUAUGAAAGUUUUUUUCGUAAAAAAAUAUUGCACAGUCUUCUGCACCCCUAUUGUUUGUUAUUAAAACAUUUUUGUGGCUUAAAAAUUGUUUCAAUAUUUUUCUGUUACAAAGGUAAUUUGACUUAUUUUUUUGUUUCUUAAAUAUGUGAUAUUUUGUUAAAGCAAUUUUCAGUUUUAAUGUUUAGAUCUGAAUUUAAUAACUGCUCCUAAUAUGGCCAGUAUGUUGAUUUCAUGUAAAUAAAUUGUUAAUAAAACAUAAGUUAAAUUGUUAUUAUUAUAACAGUUCUGUGCUUGACAGACUUGAUUAUUUCAUUCUUUGAACUUUGUGUAACUAUUCCAGAAUUAUAAUAUACAAGUUGUAUUUAUUGCUUCGCAGUUCCUUACGCAUACAUAUUUCUGCAGUAGCGGCAUGUCUUGUUUGGAAAUGGUAUGUCUUAUAAAAAUUUCAUUAAACAAAAAGGACUCCAACCAUUUUAUACAUUAUCAUAUUUGGGGACAUUUUGAAAAAUAAACAUUCGCCUAGCUGUGCCAGGCUUGAACGUCAAAUUUCCAUAAACGGUUCUCAAAAUAAACAAUAAUCUAUACUUAUUGAUGUAUUAAUUGUACGAUUUACUUUUAUAUAUAUAUUACAAUUUGCUGAUUUCAUUUGUCAUGUUUUUGUUGCAUUUAAAUGUAAUGGAAAGAUCUCACAAUAUAUUUUCUCAAUUUUUGUAGACAUCUUGUUGACAUUUAAAGCUGCACUCUCACAAUUUUACAGUUUUUACCUUUUUUUUUUUUUUUGUCUCAGAAUCAUUUCAUUUUGGCAUCAGUGCGUUCAAUUAAGUUAUAUAUUAAGAUAACUCACUAAAGAACAGAAUUAAAUUGUUUGGUAAACUGCUGAAAAUUUCAUAUUUCUUAAAGCGUUUGUAAAGCUUUUACCCAUAAAACAUCAAUUUUUAACAGUAAAUAUGAUAAACUGUGAUCUGCUCUUUUGUCAGCAGUCUUGAACUAUCACUGGUUUCCAGACAUUUACGCAAACAUUGGCUCAUUCCAAGUCAAAAGAUAAAAAAAGUUGUCUAAACAAUCAAUCUGUGAGAGUUCAUUAUUUUAAAUAAUCUUGUUGCGGAAGAUUUUUCACAUUUUUGAAGUACAAUGAUACUGCACAUUUAAAGCCUCACAAUCUGUUUGAAGUAGUUCUUAAUUUCCUUAUUACGAUUUUAUUUUGAUAACUUUGUGGGCAUAUACAUAUAUCUUAUUAACGAUCAACUUUACGAUCGCUUUUUGAACCUGUAAUUUCUGUGAAGUAAGAAAUUGAGACUAUUUUAAAAGUAAAAUAUGUAUGUUUUUAUCAGUUCAAAAAUACUUGAUCUGAUUUUGCAAGUGAAACGUUUAACUCAGACACACAAUAUUCAACAUACGAUAUUUUGUCAUACGAACGUUGAUAAAAUGCCGCCUAUAUGUACUUUAAGCAAAAUUUGCAAGUUUGUAGGUAUUUUAUUCCUUUAAAUUCAAUUAAGGUCUUGCAAAUUGGAUCAUUAAAUGUCAUUGUAGAUUUUAAAAAAGCAGACAAAUACAAGAAUGAGUAAACCUUUUUGGACCAAAGUUUUCUAUAAAUUCACAUGGUUUUAACAACGAAAUAACAAAACACAACAGCAAUAAAUUCUAAUCUGUCUAGCUAUGAGCUCGGAGUUCAACCCUAGGUUAGUAUUCAUUGAACAUUGUAUUACUAUAAAACUGACCAAUGUCCAGACUACUAGAAAAUGACCAGUGUCCGAGUAGGCCAUCCUUCAUGGGCGGAUGAUUUUUGUCUGAUUCUUUGUUGCUUUAAAAUUAACGUGUUAACCAUGCUUAGUUACCGAUGUGUGAAAUUUUGUACUUUUAUAAAAUGCAAAUAUAUAUUUCGGCUUAACCAUUUCCAAAAAUAGUGCAAAUCUAAAACAACAUUUAUGGUUGCAAUUAAUUUCAGUACUGAUGUUGUAUAUAAAAUUUGAUAGUUAUUGUACAAAUAAGCAUAAAACACAUUCUGUUAAAACCUUUUUUAAAGCUUAAUGAUGUUGUUAAAGAUUUCUUACAUAGCAACUUGUGAGGUCUUACAAAAAUGUUUAUUUAAGGCAUUACAAAAAAUAAUAGAUUGUUUCCUGUUUCUCGACAUACUUUUGGGCGUACACCUGACCUAAAUUUCAGUCUUCAUCGUAAUUGGGUUGCCCAAAGCCCUUGACAAGUAAAUACUGUUUCGGGCAAGUCAAAAUUCCCAGGCGGUUGCCCGAACAGGCAAGUGCAUUUAUCCGAAAUUUAGAUCACUCUGUUUUCAUAAUUUCUUCAGAAACAAUUCACAAAUCCUGAUUGAAUUUUGUUAUUAUAUUGAAAAUUUGGUUUCAUACAUUUACCCAUGAAUUGGUUAUUUUGGGCAAGUAAAACUGUUUUUUGGGCAAGUGGUUUUCUUCAUUUACUUGCCCGAAAGGACAAGUGCUGAAAAGAAAUUAAGGCAAAGACUGUAAUUUUUUCAUUAUAGAUCAGAAGAUAUUUUUCUGACCACAUUUUUCCUUUGGAUAAUUUUUUGAUAGUAUUUGCACACUAUAUACACUAUUUUAUACACUACUACCAAAACAGAUGAACUACAUUCGUUAACCUUAAUUUGUUUGGCAAAUUGUAAUCAGAAACAACCACUUUUAUUUUGGCCUUUCUAAAGACAAGAAGGGGAACUUUUUUUUUAUAUAACUUUUUUUAUUUGUUUUUUUUUAUAUUUCUUUAUAUCUGAAUAUUACUUAUUCUCAGGCUGUACUUUAUAUUUUUCCUUAAACUAUUUAUGUACAAUGUUGGAUAUUUUUUUGUACAUAAUUAUGCAAUUUCGUUAGCAAUAUAAUAAUUAUUUGUUGCAAAACAGAAUCAUCUUCACCUGUGCAUAUUCUCAUUCAAAUUAUUUUGCAACAUGAAAUAUUAUCAUUUAUUUUUUCAUAAGCUUCAAUGUUAUUGAUUUAGAAAAGAAAACACUUGAUUUUGGACAAAAAUUAUAAAAACAAUUGAAAAAAUUCGGAUCGAUUUCAGUAAAAAUGGUUAAAAAAUUGAAAAUUGGUUUGAUUUUUUUCCAUUUUUUAAAAUUAUUUUAGCGUGGUCACAAUUGGUCAAAAUCGGCCAUUUUUUCAGCCCUGAGUUUAUGUAUUUUAAUAGCCAUAGAGUCAUUGUUGGCAAUAAUAUUAUGUCAAAACUUCCAACUUAUCAUGUUAUAAUAAUCUCAUAUCCAAUUUAGAAAAUUGACAUGAAAUUUGGAACCCAUGUUCAUAAAGACAAUGGGCAUUAUAAGAAACAAAUCUCAUAACUCCAGUUCAAUAUUUUUGGAGUUAUGGCCCUAAGCAAACUGAGAAUUGCGGAACUUUUGGCUUGUUGGCAACUGUUUAUGGAGAUCUUGUAUCUUUUUCUGAGAAUUUUACUCUGAAGGAGUUUAAAAUUGGUUAAGAAUUAUGUUUAUUAUAGCUAAAGCUUUCUAUUAUAAAUAUAUUUGAUAAUUGUUUAUGUUGCUUUUGUACUAGUGUUGUUAUUAGAACAUAAUUAUCUACUAUAUUGAUUAUAAAAAUAACAUGGUGCAUAUAGAAUAAAUGUACACAUAUUUUCAUAAUUCAUGACAUGUCAUUCAUUAUUUUGUUACUAUACUUGAACAGACGUUAUUAUAUUAAAUAUUUUAUAUGAUAAAAAAAAGAAAAUUAAUAAAU
Molecule: messenger RNA, 10928 nt
Organism: Mya arenaria
Lineage: Eukaryota; Metazoa; Mollusca; Bivalvia; Myida; Myidae
Exons: 4
Coding region: 322-4380 (1352 amino acids)
Source: RefSeq, a predicted model, not a curated record